Messenger RNA from Actinia tenebrosa (Australian red waratah sea anemone), 2865 nucleotides. Its product is annotated as kelch-like protein 28. Gene Ontology annotation, molecular function: protein binding. The record is from RefSeq and is a predicted model, not a curated record. NCBI's taxonomy places the organism in Eukaryota, Metazoa, Cnidaria, Anthozoa, Actiniaria, Actiniidae.
CUCAACUCAUUUAGAUUUGGGUCUCUUGGUGAGCGCUCUUGGUAAGCAUUGAUCUUUAAAAAGGAGAUCAAUAAUCCAAGGAGACCACUACAUUGACAUGCUAAACGAAGGAGAGAAUGUAGGGAUAGAGUUUCUUCAUUCAAAGCAGCUUCUUUCAGGUUUAAAUCAACUGAGACAGCGACGUGAACUUUGUGAUGUGGAGCUGUGUGUUGGUAAUGUUCAAGUGUUGGCCCAUCGUGUUGUACUCUCAGCUUGUAGCGCUUAUUUUGAUGCAAUGUUUACUGGCAACCUGUCUGAGAGUCAAAAACAAGUCAUUUGUAUCAAGGAAAUCGAUGAAGUUGCUUUAAAAAUCCUCGUAGAUUUUGCAUAUACUGGCAAAGCCGAGGUCAAUCAACACAAUGUCCAACUUUUACUCCCAGCUGCCAAUAUGCUACAACUUACUAAAGUUAAAGAAGCGUGUUGUAGAUUUUUAGCUAAACAACUACAUCCUAGUAACUGCUUAGGCAUUGCUAAGUUUGCAGAGACAUAUUCUUGUUAUGGUUUGGUAAAAAAAGCCAAAAGGUUUGUACAAGAUAACUUCAGCUAUGUCAUUCAACAAGAAGAAUUUGUACUAUUGCCGUUCAACCAACUGCUUGAACUUGUAAAAGACGAUAACUUGAACGUACCAUCAGAACAAGUCGUUUUUGAAGCUGUUAUUUCGUGGGUGAAAUAUAGGAUUUUAGAGCGGGGACCCUAUCUAGCUAGUUUACUCCAAGCAGUUCGUCUUUCGCUGUUAACUGUACGAUUUCUUAACAAAUGUUUUGAAUCAAACGAGUUGAUAAAAUCAGACCGUAAAUGUCAGAAUCUAAUAAACAAUGCUCUAAAACAUCGUCUGAUGCCAGCUAAAAGACAUUCCUUUGAGCAAGGCAACCAAACCCAGAGACGUCCAGUUUCUCGUAUUUAUGCGCUUGGAGGAAAAAAUGGGUUGUUUGCGACUUUAAGUAGCGUAGAGUUAUAUGAACCACUGAAAGAAAGAUGGCGGGAAGUAACUCCUAUGAACAUGAGACGAUUCGAGUUUGGAGCUGCUUUUUUAAAUGGAAAACUGUAUGCAGUUGGCGGGUUAGUGUGUGGAAUGGGUUUACACAGUAGUACUAGUACACCCUUGAGGUACUGUGAUAACAGUGUGGAGUGCUAUGAUCCUGAUAAAGCAGAAUGGACAGUAAUGACACCCAUGCACCAGUCUCGCAGCAAUCAUUGUGUGCAAGCACUAGAUGAGUAUCUCUAUGCUCUAGGAGGAUAUGAUGGUACAACCUACCUAAAUACUGUGGAAUGUUAUGAUGCCAAAUCAAAUGAAUGGAAACACUGUGCACCCAUGAAGUUUAGUCGCAGUUGUUUUGCAACAGCAGUUGCAGAUGGCUUCCUGUAUGCGUUAGGUGGAUAUGGACCUUCAUACCUCAGUACUGUAGAGCGUUAUGACUCGGAAACUAACACCUGGGAAAUGAUGGCUGCUAUGAGUACAAAUAGGAUAAACUUUGGUGUGGGUGUUAUUUCUGGUUGUCUUUUUGUAGUCGGUGGUCAUAAUGGUGUAUCCCAUCUUAGAAGUGUAGAAUGUUUUGAUCCUAUCUCUAAUGAAUGGACAAUGGUUGCUCCAAUGAAUAAACCAAGAACUGGACUUAGUGUUUCUGUACUCAAUCAACUGCUGUAUGCUGUAGGAGGGCAUGAUGGAUGUGGAUAUCUUAAUAUUGUUCAGUGUUACAAUCCUCGUACCAAUGCCUGGCAUAAUGCUGCACCAAUGAUUUCAAGUAGAUGUAGUUUUGGAAUUGCAGCCAUGUAGUCUGACAAGUUUCUACCUUAAUUAAUAGAUGGUAUGUAUCACCACAUUAUAUAUUUUAUUUAAAAAACAAAUAUUUUAAAAAACAAAAUGGAUUUGAAAGCUAUUACUUAAAUAUCAAUGUUGAUGGACAUCUGUAUUUAAGAGUCACAGAUGUCCUUCUCUUUCAUAUACCUUCAAAGGCUUUAUACAUUUUGAAAUCACAUCUGUUUUGCAAUUGGAAAGAGUCUCAGCACAUAUAAGUAUUAUUGCAAUACUGAAAUCUUUAGUAAUGAAUGUUUUCCAAUUUUACCUUGUGAUAAAUACUUGUACAUUUUAGAAAAUAAGAUAGAUUAUAAUUGAUAUCAAUUAAUUUCAGGACACCGACAUCCUCUCCACAUGUAUCUGGAUAUUUUUGAAAGAGAAUGUUUUAUUAUGUUUUCAAAACAAUUGUUGUUCACACGUAGCAUUUUCAAAUAGUUUACACCUGUGCACAUGUAUCCAUUUUCCAAAAUUGCAUUUUUAAGGCCAAUCUGCAAAGAAAAAAUAUUGUUUUUAAAAAUAUCCAGAUACAGCUGAUGGAUGGGGCUUGAAUGUACAUAGGGAAUCUUUCCUUUUUUUUACAAAUUAUAAGAAUCAUAUCAGGAAUGGACUUUUGAUAACUUCACUGUUUAUGUAGUUUAUCCCCAAAGAGAACUAACAGUCAGAAAAGAUAAACUUUGAUAACAUUCUGUGGUGCAUAAACAUUGUAAUAAUGCAGUAAGUCAUUGUUUUUAUAUUUUAAAAUGUAUAUAUCUCAUUUUAGGCGUAGAUAGGUUUAUGAUAAAUAAUUACGCAUAUUAAAUAUUUUAAAUAAAUUCCUAGAAAAUACAAAACUUGAUUAACCUCUUUACCAACUGAAAUAACACUGAUUUGAUUUUGGAGUAGAAGACAGAUGACUUGAUAAUAUCAUAGAAUAUUACAGUCUACACAAGAAAGGGUACUUUGACUAGUUGCAUGAUUGGUCUUCCCUUAAAUACUAUUAAUUACCAAAUAAUAUCAAUCCUAUCAAUGUGAAUAAAUGCAAUCUAAUCAAA